Messenger RNA from Apodemus sylvaticus (European woodmouse), 5922 nucleotides. It is a transcript of the gene Lhcgr, whose product is annotated as luteinizing hormone/choriogonadotropin receptor. Gene Ontology annotation, molecular function: luteinizing hormone receptor activity. Gene Ontology annotation, cellular component: membrane. Lineage: Eukaryota; Metazoa; Chordata; Mammalia; Rodentia; Muridae. The coding region runs from base 50 to 2152 and encodes 700 amino acids. The transcript is spliced from 11 exons. The record is from RefSeq and is a predicted model, not a curated record. Gene Ontology annotation, biological process: ovulation cycle process; luteinizing hormone signaling pathway; ovarian follicle development.
UCCAGCAUACUGGCCCAGCCACUGGAGCUCACACGCGGGCUGGCGGGCCAUGGGGCGGCGGGUCCCUGCUCUGCGACAGCUGCUGCUGCUGGCAAUGCUGGUGCUGAAGCCAUCACAGCUGCAGUCCCGAGAGCUGUCAAGGUCGCGCUGCCCCGAGCCCUGCGACUGCGCGCCGGAUGGUGCCCUCCGCUGCCCUGGCCCUCGAGCUGGCCUCUCCCGACUAUCUCUCACCUAUCUCCCUGUCAAAGUAAUCCCAUCACAAGCUUUCAGGGGACUUAAUGAGGUCGUAAAAAUUGAAAUCUCCCAGAGUGACUCCCUGGAAAGGAUAGAAGCUAACGCCUUUGACAACCUCCUCAAUUUGUCUGAAAUACUGAUCCAGAACACCAAAAACCUGCUAUACAUUGAACCUGGUGCUUUUAUAAACCUCCCUCGAUUAAAAUACCUGAGCAUCUGUAACACAGGCAUCCGAACCCUUCCAGAUGUUACAAAGAUCUCCUCCUCUGAAUUUAAUUUCAUUCUGGAAAUCUGCGAUAACUUAUACAUAACCACCAUUCCAGGGAAUGCUUUCCAAGGGAUGAGUAAGGAGUCCAUCACACUCAAACUGUAUGGAAAUGGAUUUGAAGAAGUACAAAGCCAUGCAUUCAAUGGGACGACGCUAAUCUCGCUGGAGCUAAAAGAAAACAUCCACCUGGAGAAGAUGCACAGCAGAGCCUUCCAGGGGGCCACGGGGCCCAGCAUUCUGGAUAUUUCUUCCACCAAAUUGCAGGCCCUGCCGAGUCACGGGCUGGAGUCCAUUCAGACGCUCAUCGCCAAGUCAUCCUACUCACUGAAAACACUGCCCUCCAGAGAGAAGUUCAGCAGCCUCCUGGUUGCCACACUGACCUACCCCAGCCACUGCUGCGCUUUCAGGAAUUUGCCGAAGAAAGAACAGAACUUUUCAUUUUCCAUUUUUGAAAACUUUUCCAAACAAUGUGAAAGCACAGUUAGAAAAGCGAAUAACGAGACACUUUAUUCUGCCAUCUUUGAGGAGAAUGAACUCAGCGGCUGGGAUUAUGAUUAUGGCUUCUGUUCACCCAAGACACUCCAGUGUGCUCCAGAGCCAGAUGCUUUCAAUCCCUGUGAAGAUAUAAUGGGCUAUGCCUUCCUUAGGGUCUUGAUUUGGCUAAUUAACACACUAGCCAUCUUUGGCAACUUGACAGUGCUCUGUGUUCUCCUGAGCAGUCGUUACAAGCUGACGGUGCCGCGCUUCCUCAUGUGCAAUCUCUCCUUUGCGGACUUCUGCAUGGGACUCUACCUGCUGCUCAUCGCUUCAGUGGACUCCCAGACAAAAGGCCAGUACUACAACCAUGCCAUAGACUGGCAGACGGGGAGCGGCUGCAGUGCGGCUGGCUUCUUUACUGUGUUUGCCAGCGAACUUUCUGUCUAUACGCUUACGGUCAUCACUCUGGAAAGGUGGCAUACCAUCACCUAUGCUGUCCAGCUGGACCAAAAGCUGAGACUGAGACACGCCGUCCCGAUUAUGCUCGGAGGGUGGCUUUUUUCUACUCUGAUCGCCACGUUGCCCCUUGUGGGUAUCAGCAAUUACAUGAAGGUCAGCAUCUGCCUCCCCAUGGAUGUGGAAUCCACUCUGUCACAAGUCUACAUAUUAUCCAUCUUGAUCCUCAACGUGGUUGCCUUUGUCAUCAUCUGUGCUUGCUACAUUAGGAUCUACUUCGCAGUUCAAAACCCAGAGCUGACAGCUCCUAACAAGGAUACAAAACUUGCUAAGAAGAUGGCCGUCCUCAUCUUCACAGACUUCACAUGCAUGGCGCCCAUCUCUUUUUUCGCCAUCUCGGCUGCCUUCAAAGUGCCCCUCAUCACUGUCACCAACUCAAAAGUUCUGCUGGUCCUUUUUUAUCCUGUCAAUUCUUGUGCCAAUCCAUUUCUGUAUGCAAUCUUCACAAAGGCAUUUCAGAGAGAUUUCUUUCUGUUGCUGAGCAGAUUUGGCUGCUGUAAACACCGGGCUGAACUUUACAGAAGGAAGGAAUUUUCUGCUUAUACCUUCAACUGCAAAAAUGGCUUCCCAGGAUCAAGUAAGCCUUCCCAGGCUGCCCUGAAGUUGUCCAUAGUGCACUGUCCACAACCUACACCUCCAAGAGUGUUAAGUCAGUAACUGCAUACUAAGCAUGUUCAAAACAAGUCCACCCAAAUUAGUCACCUUAAAAUAAUGUGUUUAGGAAAAAUAUUUAUCCUUAGGCACGUUAGGACAAUUGAAAAUUGCUUCAGAUGGUGGCCCAUGACACUUGAUAACAUAAAUUUCAGAAGGGUUUAGAAAUUUAUAUAAUAAUUUAGACGGAAUAAUUUUGUUUGUUGAACCUAAUAUUAAGAAAAUCUAAGUUGCCAUUUCCAUGUCUCUUGAUCUUUUUCACUUCAACAUUGUGAUUUACACUGUAAUCUCCAAAUAUAUUAGUUCAUAACAGAUUGGAAAUUUAAAGUGGUCUUUGUCCUCAGAUAGUUUAAUAAAUACAUUCAAGAGAUGCACUGUGCAGUGUGGUAGCUGUUAGCCUUGCACGGUAAGUAAAAGUUUCUUAGCCAUAUUUCAAGGGCUUCAUGGAUCUCACUAGGGAUAGGAAGCACAGAUGCAAACUGUUUUGUCAGUGUAAGGAAUUCUAUUAGACAGCUCAAUUCUAGAGACUUCCAUUUCCCAUUUACACUCUGCUUACUUGGCUUCCCAUCUGAAGGACAUUUCUGCACACUUCUUUGGCUUACAGAUCAGGACCAUCUCGUAGGCAGGAGCCUAUCUCAGCCCGUUUGGCUUCCUCAUCUCCUAUCUCAGGAUCUUGGAAAUGGUACACAGUAAACAUGCCUAACCAGUUAAACUUCCUAAAUCUACACGGGAAAAUGUUUCUACCACCUUAGUAUAGAUUUUGAUCAUUACAUGCUUUAUGCUUUCUGCCCCCUACCAGUAUCCCUUCUCAGAGUUCUUCACCCUAUGCCCCCUCCCUUUCACUUCUGAGAGGGUGCCCCUCCCAGAGAAUUCCCCUUCCUUGGGGCAUCAAGUUUCUACAAAAUUAGGCACAUCCUCUCUCACUGAGUCCAGACAGGGCAAUCCUCUGCUACAUAUGAGCCAGGGGCAUAUGUACAGACCAGCCCAUGCAUGCUCUUUGGCUGAUGGCUUAGUCUCUGGGAACUCCCAGGUAUCAAGGUUAGUUAGCCCUGUUGGUCUUUCUUCAGGGUCACCAUCCCCUUAAGUUCCUUCAGACCUUCCCCUAACUCUUCCAUAGAGUACCUUUGCAUCUUUAAGCAAAACAAAAUAUUUAAAUUUUAAAAAAUAUUAACUUACAUUAUUUCUAUGCUUUUCAGUUUAUUGGGAAAUACAUCUAGUAUCGUCAGAAGCACUUGUUACUACAGUUGACUCUUGAGGGACAACCAACCGACAGGUCUAACUGUGAAGCUUUUGUUUGCUACUUUGCCUUUUUGAUUGAAAGUUCAUUACACACAAAGCAUCUUGGUGAGUGUAUCACAUAAUCUCACCAACUGAAUCUUGAGAAAACUCUACAGUGCAGAAAAAAAACCCUGAUCACCAUUUUUGAAAGUACUGAGAACUAGUAAAAGAGUCAAGUAAAAAGAUUCAAUCUCAAAGCUCACUCACCAAGCCUAGCCUCCUUAAUAAUUCCCAUACUGAAAAAUCAUUGUUUUCCAAGAGUUACUUUGGGUUGAAAUACAUCAAAAAAUAGAAUACACUGACUGAUGGACAGACAAAUAUUUAUUGGCUAGCUAGAUUUUGCUACUUAAAAGCUUAUAUACAUUCAAAGUUCCGUAUGUUUUUCCAAUAUUUUAUUAUGAACAUUUUCAAAUGUACGGAAAUGUUAAAGAAACUAUGUAAUGAACAGCCAUACAUCACCACCAUUUACAGCAAGCAAUAUAUUACUAAAUUGACUUUCAUACAUUACUGUACAAUUAUCUGUUAUUUAUCUGGUGAUAAAUGUCUUAUAUUUUGAUAUUUUAAAGUAAUUUUCAGGUAUCAGUCAUACACGAGAGCAUAUAUUGUACUCCCCCAUGUAUUCACCAAGGGUAAUAUGUAUUUCUUUGCAUUGUAGAUAUAAUUUACAUGAAGACAAAUCUUAAAUAUGCCUCUUGAGUUUUGAGAACAGCAUGCACCUAUGUCAGCCACACUGUGUCAGGAUUUAGUCCAGUUACAGAGAGUCCCUCAUUGUGGAAGAUGGCUGAUAUUCUCCACAGACUAGUGUUUCCUGUCCGAGGUGGCAUGUAAGUGCAGGUCUACAGUACAUAUGUUUUUUCACAUGGCUUUGGACUCAGGUUAUUAUUCUUCCCAUUUAUCCACUUAAUGCUUGAAUCCAUUCAUUCCUUCUCAUUGCUGAUUAACAUUCUACCAUAUUCAUAUUAAAAAAUCUCUUCUCCUACUGAUAGCUAUCUUAUCUAUUUCCGGCUUUCAACUUCCUGAGAGCAUUUUAUUAAAUAAAUGUCUAACCAUAACUAGAUGCUAUACAUUUAGUUUGGUUUCAGUUCUUAAGUCAUUAUGUAAUAUGAUUCAAAGAAGAUUGUAAGAUUUAUAAAAAGAAGUCUCUUCUAUGUUUACAUUUAUGAUCUUUCUGCUCAGUUUGGUUCAGGCUUUCUUGGUCAUCUUAGACUCUGUCUUAGCAACACAGCUGAAUGCUAACUCAUAAUGCUGCCUGUGCAACUACAUGUUAUUCUUUCUGAUUCAUAAAUCCCAGGUGAAAAAAACAACCUAGUAAGAAAAAGUAAACUAAGGAGGUGACUUAAACCCAUCCUUGUAAAUAAGUUCUUACGCUAGCACACAUUCCAAUAGAUUAAGCCUGACAAACACAUAGCGUACUCUGAAAGCAACUCAUGGCCUCUUACACAAAUAAUGGUCCUUAUUUUCUACAUUAUAACUGAAGCUUUAAUAAAUGAAGUCAUAGUUUCCUGUCUCCCUCAUUUGCAUACCCUCCCUCCCACAAGCUCUAUGUGAGAACUCUGCUCUAACCCAGUUUUUUACUUUGUGUCCUAGUGCCGCACAUGCGUCCCAGGACAUUUCUCCACUUACUCCUGGACUUUGAUAUAACUACAUAAUUUGUAUUCCAUACCCAGUCAUUUCUGGUUCCUCAUCACCAUACAAACCUCUGCGGAACCUUCCUAAAGUCCUAUUUCAUUUCAAUACGUGCCUGCACAGAAUCCCCAGGCAACCUCUCAGCACCUGGAUAGCUGCCUACUCCUAGGCUAGCUCUGAGAGAACUACAGAAUCGGUCCUCAGAUACGGUCAUCCAUUCUUCUGCUCUUUUCUUCAUGAAGCAAAUGGACUCGGUGACCCUUCCCCAAACCAUUCCCUUUCGUCGCCAUGUGGGAGUCUUUUUCUAAUGUAUUACACUUCUUAAGACAUCUCCUCGGUGUAAAAUAAAGGACAUGAUAAAUGCGUAACCCACCACAGUCUUUCUCUAAAGACUUCUUCAGCCUGCACGUCUGUGUGCUGCAUGUGGACUGUAUGCAUGAUGCCUGGUGCCCACAGAUGCCCUGGAAUUGAAGCUACAAAAGGUUGUGAGCACUGUGUGAGUGCUAGAAAUCCAACCGUGAUCCUCUGGAAGAAUAAUAAGUGCCUUAACCACUGAGCCAUCUCUCCAUCUCCUUUAGACUUCUUGAGAAUUCUUUUGUAUCACUUUUUCCCUUCUCUCUAUACUAGGAUAUUAAUUAUACACACAAAUUCAUCCUUACUUCACCUAUGUUAACAAGAUAAACUAAUUUCUUUUGACACAUCUGUUUUUCAACCUGGUUCAUUUUUAAAACUGAAAUAUAAAGCUGCCUUUGUUAAGAAGUAGUUCCUGUUUGAAAUGUCUAGAAUGUGUGUUACUAUCCUGUAUAAUCCCUUAUGGCUAAAUCAUAAGCACUCGUUGAAUUCAUAUCUCUUUCUUGUAUUUUCUCACCAUA